Dromiciops gliroides (monito del monte) is the source of this 4646-nucleotide messenger RNA. RefSeq names its product leucine rich repeat containing 8 VRAC subunit B (gene LRRC8B). Gene Ontology annotation, molecular function: protein binding. The record is from RefSeq and is a predicted model, not a curated record. The transcript has 7 exons. Lineage: Eukaryota; Metazoa; Chordata; Mammalia; Microbiotheria; Microbiotheriidae. The coding region runs from base 497 to 2914 and encodes 805 amino acids.
CUGGAGGCGGCGAGCCGGGCUGCGCUGGGGCUUCCCACUAAGCCACGGGGAACCGAGGAAAGUGUCGGGCGCAGGGCUCGCCGCCUGCCCGCCCGAUCUCCAGCCUGCCUGCCCUCCCGCCCGCCCGCCGGCCCCGGAGCGGGCGGCCGCGGCUCGGCGGCGUGGCUGGGGGCCGGAGCCCUUCCAGGCUCGCAGGAAUUCCUCCAGCAGAAACUGUAAUUGCUGAGCUUCUAGUUGACCAGCAUUCAGAGGGUUGUCCUCCAUGCCUGGAACACAACUCCGUCCUCAUCUUCAGAUCUUAGCUUAGAAUCCCUGGCCUUCUUCAAAGGCAAUGGGGGUUAAGUGCCUUGCCCAGGGUCACACAGCUAAAUGAAGACAAAGGCAGAGAUGGUGUGCCUAAGAAACUUCAAAAGGUGUAGACCUCCUGACUGAAGAGUAGCCCACCUACUUUUCUUCCUUUCACCAGUGUAUUGCUGUCUCCUUCUGAGCCGACGUCAUGCUCUCACUCUCAGAGCUCAAGUACAUAGCAGACGCCCAGUCCUCGUAUCACAUACUGAAACCAUGGUGGGACGUCUUCUGGUACUAUCUCACCCUGAUCAUGCUGCUGGUUGCGGUGUUGUCCGGCGCUCUCCAGCUUGCUGAUACCAAAAUUUUGUGCUGUCUUCCGUGUAAAGUAGAAUUCAACAACCGCUGUGUAGUGCCUUUGGACGUGCUUAAGCUCAACAGCACCCCUUCGGGCUCCCCGACCCAGGUGACGCCACCCAUCCGAAUCCAGAAUGACCUUCACAAGCAGCAAUACUCCUACAUCGACGCCGUGUGCUAUGAGAAGCAGCUCCACUGGUUCGCCAAGUUUUUCCCUUAUCUGGUGCUCCUGCACACACUCAUCUUUGCCGCGUGCAGUAACUUCUGGCUUCACUACCCCAGCACCAGUUCCAGAAUCGAGCAUUUUGUCUCCAUCCUCCAUAAGUGCUUUGAUUCCCCCUGGACCACUCGCGCCCUUUCGGAGACCGUAGCUGAGCAGUCGGUAAGGGUUCCCCUCAACAAGUCCAGAGUUCUCUUUUCACCCUCUGGGUUAUCGACAAACAUCAGUACUAGUAAGCAGUCGCUACACGUUGGGCAGGCGGGCAUGGAGUCCGGUCUCGAAAGCCCAACCUCCAGCGUCUUGGACAAAAAAGAAGGGGAGCAAGCAAAAGCCAUCUUUGAAAAAGUAAAAAGAUUCCGAUUGCACGUGGAGCAGAAGGAUGUCAUCUAUCGAGUGUACAUGAGGCAGAUCAUAAUCAAAGUCAUUUUAUUUAUCAUUAUCAUAGCUUAUGUCCCCUAUUUUUUGACCUAUAUCACCCUAGAAAUUGACUGCCUCAUUGACAUGCAGGCCUUUACAGGAUAUAAGCGCUACCACUGCGUCUAUGCCUUAGCAGAGAUAUUUCAGGUACUCGCUUCCUUUUAUGUGAUUAUGGUUCUGUUCUAUGGGCUCACCUCUUCCUACAGCUUGUGGUGGAUGCUGAGGAGUUCCCUCAAGGAAUAUUCCUUUGAGGCAUUAAGAGAGAAAAGCAACUACAGCGACAUCCCUGACGUCAAGAAUGACUUUGCAUUCAUCCUUCACCUCGCGGACCAGUAUGAUCCUCUCUAUUCCAAGCGCUUCUCCAUAUUUCUCUCGGAGGUGAGCGAGAACAAGCUGAAACAGAUCAACCUCAACAAUGAAUGGACCAUGGAGAAGCUCAAAAACAAGCUGGUGAGGAAUGCCCAGGACAAAGUGGAACUCCAUCUCUUUAUGUUGAGCGGGCUCCCAGAUAACAUCUUUGAACUGACUGAGAUAGAGGUGCUCACUCUGGAGCUGAUUCCUGAGGUCAAGCUGCCCCCCACCAUCUCUACCCUAGUCAACCUCAAAGAGCUAAAUAUUUACCAUUCCUCCCUCCUGGUUGACCGUCCUGCACUGAACUUCCUGGAAGAGAAUUUGAAAAUACUACGGCUGAAAUUUACAGAAAGGGGGAAGAUUCCCCGUUGGAUAUUUCACCUAAAAAACCUCAAGGAAUUGUAUGUGUCUGGCUACAUUAUGUCCGAGACUAUGAGCACCUUGAGCCCGGUCCAGAGCCCCACACAGGGCUUUCAGGAUCUCAAGAACCUGAGGACACUUUACUUAAAGAGUACUCUCUCCCGGAUCCCCCAGGUGAUCACCGAUACGCUGCCUGCACUACAGAAGUUGUCCCUUGAUAAUGAGGGGAACAAACUGGUGGUAUUGAAUAAUUUGAAAAAGAUGAUAAAUCUGAAAUGCCUGGAACUCAUCAACUGUGACUUAGAGCGCAUUCCUCACUCCAUUUUCAGCCUCAUCAACCUGCACGAAUUAAAUUUAAAAGAAAACAAUCUUAAAACCAUUGAAGAGAUUAUCAGCUUCCAACAUCUCCAGAACCUUUCCUGCUUAAAGUUGUGGCACAACCACAUCGCCUACAUUCCUGCCCAGAUCGGCGCCCUCUCCAACCUGGAGCAGCUCUACCUGGACCAUAACAAGAUUGAGAAUAUGCCACUGCAGCUCUUCCUCUGCACCAAACUGACCCACUUGGAUCUCAGCUACAACAACCUGACGUUCAUUCCCGAAGAGAUCCAGUUUCUGACGAACCUGCUGUAUUUUGCGGUGACAGACAACUAUAUUGAAACGCUGCCAAAUGGAUUGUUUCAGUGUAAAAAGCUGCAGACCUUACUCUUGGGGAGGAAUAGCUUGAUGACUCUGCCCCCCCUCAUCGGGGAGCUGACAAACCUGGUGCAGUUGGAGCUCAUUGGAAACCACCUGGAAGUCCUCCCUCCGGAGCUGGAAGCAUGUCCUUCCCUGAAGCGGAGCUGUGUGUUUGUGGAAGAGAACUUGCUGAACACCCUGUCUCCUCCCGCCACAGAACGGCUGCAGACGUGCUUGGAUAAAUGUUGAACUAAGAAAGGAGACACACUGUGUCGCAAAAUCAUAACAAAAAAGAAAUCAUCCUUGGGACUUUGAAUGAAAAGUUGCUUUUAAAAAAAAUCUUUUUUCUUAAAUUUGAAAAGAAUAAAAGCUGAUAGGGAGGAUCUAUGCAUAAGUACGGGAUGACCUGCUGUGGCAUGGUUUACUAACACAAUGUCUCAGCUAGCCCUAAACCCCACGGGUAAAAAAUAAAAAUAUUAAUAAUACUGAAGAGAAGGGGCAGCUAGGUGGCACAGUGGAUAGAGCACUGGCCCUGGAGUCAGGAGGACCUGAGUUCAAACCUGGCCUCAGACACUUGACACUUACUAGCUGUGUGACCCUGGGCAAGUCACUGAACCCCAAUUGCCACACACACACACAUACACACACACACACAAAAUAAUACUGAAGAGUAUGUGCUGUCUGGAAGUAAUCACCCUUUAACUUACUGAGCUGCUCCAGGCAGUGGUUUUGUGGGGAGAGGCAGCCAUUGAAACCAUCCCCAACUUGUCUUUGGAACUGGAAGAGUUGAGUGGGGUUCUUGCCCUCCCCUUCCCAAUUAGCUCUCUCAGAUCUCUGGAUUUAAAUGACUUUCUCUCGCACUUUUAACAUUUAAGACUAAAAUCACCAAGAUGAAAACAUCCUCACCACUGACUGCUUAAUGUUCUUAAAACAUAUUAGCCUGGAUGCAUUGUCAAAGAGGUGGAUGUUUCCUCCUCUUAACACUAACUUCUUUUUGUUGGUCAGUCUUCCUUACUCUUCUUUUCACUGCUGGAGGGGAAAAGUGGGGAACACUGACAAAUCUCCUGCCUUAGGCCAUUGCACAAACUCUCAAACAGGGUAUUUGGGAAAGGUGAAAAACUUGCAUGAUCUUUAAAAAUCUUUUCCCUUCUUCCCCAUUUUUCCCCAAAGCCCCAUUUAAAAAAUUGACCCCAAAGUUUUAUAUUCAUGGAAUGUAUGACGUACAGUUGUUUUAUAUCAUGUAACUGGGGACUCAGAAUCCAAGGAGAUUCAUUUUUCUAAGGUACAGAGGAUCUAGGGAAAUCACCUAUUUCUUUGAGCACGUGCUAAUAACAUACUUGCUGUUUCUGCUUCUUUAGUAGGAUUCUCAGGUUUCUGCUGUGUUCAGUUCAUCAAUCUUUUACUCAUCUAUAAUCAAUUGCUUUCAUUUGCUACCGUAGGUAGGAACAAGACUAGUCUUUCAUUGGGGGUGACAGGGGACCCCUGGUGUAUUUAUGUAGUAACUCCUGCUUUUGAGAAGAGAGAUCCUCCAAGUCUACCUCUUUCUUCCCCAGUUGCUGAACUAUUGUACGGGUACAAAUUCUUAUUUACUUGCAAAAAACAAAGCAAAACAAACAAACAAAAAACCAACCUCGGGGAAAGGGGAGAAGGGAGGUAUAGAAUUGAGCUUUUUAAUCUUAAUUUAAUACUUGACAGAAAAUUAGUAACUAUUAACUCAAAACAUCAGAUUUUUUUCCAUUUGCAUGAUGUGUAGUUACAGUGACAUGACAAAAAUUUUAUGCCCCAUCCUGAUGUUUGCUCAUGGAGUUCUCAAAAUUGCAAAUGAUAUGUCACUUAAACACUGAAAUUUAUCUUACAUCUUUAUCUGAUUCUUUAAGCUUAUAUCUGCUUCUUCCUAUAAAGAACUUCGUGUUUUGCCUUUUGUUGUAUGCAACAUUGCAAAAAUAAAGAAUAAAAUCGAUAGGCACGCUUUCAGGAAGUA